Messenger RNA from Salvia hispanica, 1849 nucleotides. NCBI's taxonomy places the organism in Eukaryota, Viridiplantae, Streptophyta, Magnoliopsida, Lamiales, Lamiaceae. The record is from RefSeq and is a predicted model, not a curated record.
GAUAAUUUUGCGAUUGCCCGCACUCAACUAACAAAAUUCCCAAUUUUAUUGGAACAAAUUUUCUCCUAAUCCAAUAAAAUUAUUAAUCCAAAAUUUUCCUCUACUGAAUUCUUCAAACCUAGAGAAAAUCCCCAAAUUUGUGCAGAAUGGGUCAAUCAGCUUCCAAGCCCAGGCCUCAAAUCUCGCCGGUAUUGGAAGGGAACGCUUCUCGCCUCACCUCCGACGCUGACGACGACGUUUCUGGAUAUGAUUACACAUUGGAUCUACCAGAUGAGUGCUUGGCCCUAAUUUUCCACUCACUCGCCGCCGGUGAUCGGAAGCGCUCCUCCUUGGUCUGCCGCCGCUGGCUCACGAUCGAAGGCCAGAGCCGCCAGCGCCUCGCUCUCGACGCGCAAUCGCAGCUGGCCGACGUCGUUCCGAGGCUGUUUUCUCGAUUCGACGCCGUCACUAAGUUGACUUUGAAAUGCGACCGUCAAUCCGUCAGCAUCGGCGACGACGCCUUGAUUUCGAUCUCGCUCAACUGCCCGAAUCUCACCAGAGUGAAGCUCCGGACCUGCCGUGAGCUCACCGACGACGGGGUGGCCGCUUUGGCGGAGAAUUGCAGGAAUUUGCGCAAGUUUUCGUGCGGAUCCUGCAGCUUUGGGGUUAAAGGCGUGAACGCUUUGCUCGAGAAUUGUGCAUUACUCGAGGAGUUGUCGGUGAAGCGUCUGCGCGGCAUUACAAAUGCAGCCGCAGCCGAGUCAAUUCGGCCGGGGAAAGCAGCGGCGACGCUGAAGAUGAUCUGUCUGAAGGAUCUCUACAACGCGCAGUGCUUCGGAAAGCUGAUUGCCGCAGCAAAGAAUUUGAAGAUUUUGAAGCUGUUUAGGUGUUCCGGUGAUUGGGAUGAAUUGCUUGGAGUGCUUGCUGAUGGUGUGUUGGGGCUGGUGGAAGUUCAUUUCGAGAGGAUUCAGGUCGGUGAUUUAGGGCUUUCCGCUAUUUCAAACUCUGCAAAUCUCGAAAUUCUGCAUUUGGUGAAAACCACUGAGUGCACCAACAUAGGGCUUAUGGCUGUGGCCGAGAAAUGUAAGUUGCUGAGGAAGCUCCGCAUUGAUGGAUAUCGAACGAAUAGGAUAAGCGACUACGGUUUAAUUGCCAUUGCUAUUAAUUGCCCUAAUCUGCAAGAGUUGGUCUUAAUUGGUGUGAAUCCUACGCAUCUGAGUUUGAAUAAGUUGGCUGCUAACUGUUUGAAUCUGGAAAGAUUGGCAUUGUGUGGCAGCGAAACCAUUGGCGAUGCUGAGAUCUCGUGCAUUGCUGCAAAAUGCAUUGCCUUGAAGAAGUUAUGCAUCAAGAGCUGCCCUGUUUCGAAUCAUGGCAUGGAGGCAUUGGCUGGAGGGUGUCCCAAUUUGGUGAAGGUGAAGGUGAGAAAGUGUCGGGGUGUGACCUCUGCGGGAGCGGAUUGGUUGAGGGCGAGCAGAGGCUCGCUUGCAGUGAAUUUGGAUGCUACUGAGCCCGAGUUGGUGGAUGCAGUUGUGCACGGGGAUAACAACAAUCAAGCUGUGGUUGAUGUGGAAUCGGGCAUCAUCGGGAGGUCAGGGUCGUUCAAGGUGAAGCUUGGCUCCAUCACGGACUCAAUCAGGAGAUGGCGGGGCUUUGUAAGCAGAUUCCGGAGUAACUUGGGGAGAAAGUAUGCUGAUUAGGAAUGGACUCAUCUGUUCAUGUGUGUAUAUUCAUUGUGCCAUUCUUGCCUUGCUACAGUAAUUAAUUGUGAUUGAUUUAUGAAGUGAAUAUAGCAUUUGUUUGUUGGGGAAAAGUGAAGCUUUGAUUUCUUGUGUUAGUUCAAUUUGUGAUGAAUACUAUACUGAUUCAACCU